Molecule: messenger RNA, 1035 nt
Organism: Punica granatum (pomegranate)
Lineage: Eukaryota; Viridiplantae; Streptophyta; Magnoliopsida; Myrtales; Lythraceae
Source: RefSeq, a predicted model, not a curated record
AUGAAUAGUGAUUUCUCGCUCUGUGGAGCCUUCUUCUGUGAUAACGCUCAAGUCGUGGCAUUGUUUGCUAUCGACGGACAUUGUUUGACUUGUGGACCAAAAUGGGGUAUUGACAGGAAGGACAAGAUGUUGUUCCUCCUUACCGUCUUAAAUGUGGCGUACGUUUUGGACUCAAACCUGCAACCCUUGGAGGAUCCUGCCCCCAAUGCAACCCCCGAGGAAAUCGCAAAGGUGGCCGAACUCAAGAAGAAGCGCGAGGAAGACAAAUUCACAUGUUGUGGACACAUCCUCAACACUUUGUCCGAUCGACUGUACGAUCUCUACAUGUCGAUGCAGUCCCCGAUGGAGAUAUGGAAAGCUCUUGAGGAGAAAUACAACACCGAGCGGUUUCGUGACCUGAAAGUUAUUAUUCCGAAAUCUCUACAAGUCGAGGCUAUCAUCUCAAAGUUACCUUCGUCUUGGAACGAUUACCGGAAGAAACUCCUGCAUAUGAUAGAGGACUUCACUGUAGAGAAAAUACUUAGGCAUUUGCGUAUUGAAGAGGAAACUCGGAAGCGCGAUGUGGUGUAUCUUCCCCAAGGUUCUAAAGUGAACCAUGUGAGUGAGUCCAAGAACUCUCGGAAAGGCAAGCGAAAGGCUACAUCCGAGACCGAGGACACGCAAGACAGGAAGGGAAAGUCUCGCAAUUGCUAUCAUUGCAAUAAGAAAGGGCACUACAUUAAGGAUUGUAAACUUCUCAAAAGGGAGAAAGAUGCCACAACUUCCAAAGCCAAUAUGGUUGAGGACAUGGACUUAGUGGCCAUGGCUACGGGAGGAAUCAAGAGCUUAGAGAUUGGUAUGAUUACCGAAUUCAACAUAGCCAUGACUGAUAAGUCCUAUAAUUGGUGGCUCAACUUCGGAACUACUGUCCAUGUGUGUAACGACCGGCAACAAUUCAAGAGCUAUGAACCAGUGGCAAACCGUGAGGUGCUUAUGGGCAACCAUCAAUCGGUCAAGGGACGGUGGAACUCAACUUUACAUCCGGGAAGAAAUUGA